ACUUCAUGAAAGGUUCCAUGGCUCUAAGUUUAUCGAGGCGAUGUGAAUCAUACCUCAAGUAGUAGCUGUAGAUAUCGGAAAAUGCCGCAACCCGUGUUCAUAUUGUCAAGGUCAACGGGCGUAGGUAGGUCCACAGCUGUAUCGACUAGUUUCAUAUUAGACAACUCCUACAAAAAUGGUUCCUUGGUGAGACCCGUGGCUAUUCUUAUAAUAUAGCUGCGUACCAAGACGAGAAGGUGUUGCAGAUUGUCAGCUUCCCGAUACAGAGCUGUACCUUGCAGCCCUACCUGUCAAUAUGCCUGCCUACCCCUGAUAUCUACCAAGCCUCAUCCUUCGUUUGAGGUUAUGCAAGGUACCCCCCCCAUCUAAACACGAGAUCUAGUAUCUUAACGAGAGUAUGCCCGAGGUUUUCCAUGACGGAUACUUCUCUACUGUAAUUGCUUUUUUACGUACUGCGAAAGGAAUGAAUAUCAACUUUUGAACCUGAUAUGGAGAGGAAGAAUUUCAAAUCAAGUGCGUGAUUCAUAAGUGUCAUGCCAUGUCUGCCCCUCAAUGUCCAGAGAGAAUCCUCAUAACCAAGCAAGAAGACAUCCGAGAUGACGCCCUCGCGCCGUGCACGCAGGACCAAGGGUUCAACCAGCUCACCAUCAAAACGGACGCCGACAGCCUAGGCUUCACCAACUUCACAGGCGGCUUCAACAUCAGCGUAUCAUCAAGUCCAGGGUUGCAAGUACUAAGCUUCCCAGAUCUCGAGGCGCUACAGAACCUGCGCGUCUCCGACGUGUCCUCGCUCACGCAGGUAUCUUUGCCUGAGCUUCGCGCCAACGCCAAGACGCUGGUGUACCCCGUCACAUACACCUUCACACCAAGCAUAACUAUUUCCAAUGCGCUGCAGUUCGGCGGACUGAGUCUGCCGUCGUUGACUGAGCUCGGGGAUUUAGUGAUCCGCCACGUGCCGCGCCGGCAGACGACAUCGGGGGGUCUGAGCGACAUCACAUCAGCGAACUCGAUCACUUCCGACAACGUCAUCUCGUUCCCAGGGCUAAAGUCCGUAGGCACGUUGCGGCUGACGGGGUACGAGGACUGUGGGUAUUUCCUCCCGAACCUGUCCGACGUGGGCGACUUCACCUUCACCAACGCGCUGGGCAGCAAAUUGGAAACAGCAGCGUUAGCAAUAGACGGGUCCUUCACGCUCGACACAUCGUCGUACCCGCGCGCCAAAAACGAAUCGACUUUCGAUAUUCCUCCGCCGAACCUUGAUUCAGUAGAUACAAACGCCAUCGACGUGAGGAAUAUCACCUCAAUAGGUGUCAACGCGACAAUACAUUCGAAUGCGAACGCGCGGAUAGAUCUUGCCGGGCUGACGACUGUGGGCGGGGCGUUCUCCAUAACGAACAACACGAACUGCAGCAUCGAUCUGACGAAGUUGUCACAGACAGGGGCCCUGUCCAUCAUAGACAAUGUAGACAGCGCCAUUCCUCGACUCUUCAACCUUGAGAGGGCGGAUAGCAUCCAUCUGCGCGGCAACAUAGAUACCUCCUCGGGCCCCAACAUCCUCCCCUCCCUAACCUUCGUCUCCGGCACCGUGACAAUCGAGCCCUGGAACACAGACUUCAACUGCUCGCGUCUGAUAUCGCAGCAACAGCAAGGCCUAAUCAACAACCUCCACUGCAACGGCACCACCUCCACAAGCACCACAAGCUCUCCGCCGUCCCAAUCAUCAUCGUCAUCACCGCCACGCGGUGGCGGCGGUGGUCUAUCGACAGCGGCAUCAGCCGGGAUCGGCGUCGGCGUCUCCCUGGCGGUGAUAGGCGGGCUAGGCAUAUGGUUAUUCAUCUAUUUCCGCCGGCGCUUCGCGGCUCUCGAGGCCCAUCGCCCGCCACCCUCCCCUCCGCAAUCAUCGUUUUCUCCGGCCCGGGGUCAUGAGGACGCGGCAGGGUGGCCUUUACCUAACGACAGCGGCGGCAGUCCGCGACCGAGGAGAGUGACAGGGGGAGAAUCCAUUCAGGAAGCCAACACGAGUCUAAUUCUAGAGAAAGACGGCCCUUACAUCCAGACUUCGCAGGAGUUGUACGUUCCGGUCUUACCCGCUGAGAUGCCCGUCACUCACGUGUCGCACGAGAUGUACGUGCCGCCGGCGGAGCUCCCGGCUGGUGACCCGCGGUCACGAGGGAGGAAACAUCUCGCCGGCGCUCCUAUGCUGACUAAAUAAUCAUGGCUCCUACUGUCAUGUUUAUCAAAGCA
This is a messenger RNA of Xylaria bambusicola, 2244 nucleotides long. RefSeq lists its product as uncharacterized. Bases 539 to 2212 code for a protein of 557 amino acids. The record is from RefSeq and is a predicted model, not a curated record. The transcript is spliced from 3 exons. Lineage: Eukaryota; Fungi; Ascomycota; Sordariomycetes; Xylariales; Xylariaceae.